This is a messenger RNA of Dendrobium catenatum, 1439 nucleotides long. Its product is annotated as putative ALA-interacting subunit 2. The coding region runs from base 155 to 1207 and encodes 350 amino acids. The transcript has 8 exons. Lineage: Eukaryota; Viridiplantae; Streptophyta; Magnoliopsida; Asparagales; Orchidaceae. Gene Ontology annotation, cellular component: endoplasmic reticulum; plasma membrane; Golgi apparatus. The record is from RefSeq and is a predicted model, not a curated record.
GACCGAUCCGUGCCACGAGCCGAUUCGAGCUCGUCAAAUGGGCAGUAAACCCGUCAAUGCCUACAUUUUCCAUCGUACUUCGGAAAAAGCUGGUGGCGACUGGCGAGCGAUUUCUUUGAUGCAUCUAUUAGGUUUUGGUCGGAUCUAGACUUUGAUGGAAAUGGAAGGAGCAAUCUCGUCAGGAUCCGGCGGCGCAGCUCAGCCCACCUUGUUACCCUCCAGGCGUUCAAAAGUCUUUUAUAGAUUUACUCAACAGAACCUGCCAGCCUGUAAACCUGCUUUGACUCCAACAUUGGUAAUAACUAUAUUUCUAUUGGCGGGCAUUACUUUUGUUCCAGUUGGAAUUAUAUGCCUUCGUGCUUCAGAAAGUGUGGAAGAACAUGUAUUGCGAUAUGACACCGAAUGUAUACCUGAAGAUUAUAGAAGCAAUAGAGUAGCCUACAUAAAAGAUGACUCAAUUUCUAAGAAGUGUACAUUAAAGAUAAAGCUACGAAAUCAAAUGAAAGCACCAAUAUAUGUCUAUUAUGAACUAGAUAACUAUUAUCAGAACCAUCGAAGGUACGUAAAGAGUAGAAGUGAUAAGCAGCUUCUUUAUGGUUUGCAGUACAAAGAUAUUAGUUCUUGCAAACCUGUAGAGUCGAGCAAUAGUCUCCCUGUUGUACCUUGUGGGCUAAUUGCAUGGAGCUUGUUUAAUGAUACAUUCACAUUUGAUGUUAAGGCUGGAAAGUUAAAUAUCAACAGGAGGAAUAUUUCUUGGAAGAGUGACAGAGAUCACAAAUUUGGCAAUGACGUAUACCCUUUUAAUUUCCAGAAUGAUACAUUAAUUGGCGGAGGAAAACUCAAUCAAAGCAUUCCUCUGAGUGAACAGGAGGACCUCAUUGUUUGGAUGCGUGUAGCUGCACUACCCAACUUUCGAAAACUUUAUGGUGUGAUUGAGGAGGAUCUAGAUGCUGAUGAGCUUUUAACGAUUCAUCUUUCUAACAACUACAAUACUUACAGUUUUGGUGGGAAGAAAAAACUAGUUCUGACGACUUCGAACUGGCUGGGAGGCAACAAUAAUUUUCUUGGAUUAUCCUACAUUGCCACAGGCUGUUGCAGCAUUUUAGUUGCCAUUAUUUUUGCCUUAAUUCAUGUGAAAUUCCCAAGGCCUCAUCGCGAUGCAUCAUACUUACAGUGGAAUAGGAAAAGCAGUGCCACUGCCAGGUGAACACAUCAUGAGUGGUGCAUGGUGUUACCCUCUUAUGGUUGGCCUCAGUGCAGACAUGUUUGCGAUGGUUUCCCUGAAAUGAUUAUUGAUGGAGAGAUUUCAAUUUCACGGCUUUCAUCUAGCUCUUUUCAGGAUGACUAUUAACCCACCUCAUUUUUUUGUAAGUAUAUUUUACUGGAUGAUGUAACUUUUCAUGAUAAAUAAGAGGGUUUUGAGUUGAUUUGUUCGUCUA